Molecule: messenger RNA, 2421 nt
Organism: Colletotrichum fioriniae
Lineage: Eukaryota; Fungi; Ascomycota; Sordariomycetes; Glomerellales; Glomerellaceae
Source: RefSeq, a predicted model, not a curated record
AUGAAUCCGGACCACGUAACCCCGCCCGCCGGACCAAGCACCGGCGGCAGCAGCAACCCCUCCUCCACCUCCAACUCCUCCGGCCCCGGCCCCGGACAGUCAUUCUCUACCAACCACUUAGCAUCAGGACCGGCAUCAGCAGCAGCAGCAACCGCAUCGGCAGAAGCCGCCGCCGCAAAACGCUCCCGUGUCCUUCUUUCCUGUGGACCGUGCCGCGCAUCCAAGCUGAAAUGCGACCGCUCCGAGCCGUGCGGCCAGUGCCUGAAGAAGUCCCGCCCAGAAGGCUGCGUCUACGCGCCAAAACCCGAGAAGCAGAAGCCCGCCAAGGGCAUGGCGGCGCGGCUCAAGAGGCUCGAGGGCAUGGUGAGGACGAUGAUGGAUGAGGGAGGUGGAGGUGGCGCGGCGGGAGCAGGAGGACCGCAGACUGCUGGUGGUGCUGCCGACGUCGUCGAGGAGGAGAAGGGCGUCGCGCAGCCUGGGGGCCAGCUUGUUCAGGGAGGUAGGGCGAGUACGUAUGUUGGGGCUACGCAUUUCAUGGCUAUUCUUGAGGAUAUUGAGGAUAUGAAGAGCUACUUUGAGGAGCCGGAGGCCGACGACGAUGAGAGUCCUGAACCGUCAGACGAGAUCGAGGCCCCGGAUCUCAUGCUCUUUUCGAGGAACACGCCUCGCAGCAGAGAAGACUUAUUGAAGCUACUCCCGGAGCAAAAGAUUGUCGACAGACUCAUCAUGAGACCAACCUUUGAAAAACAAUACGCCCGCUUUUGGACCGACCCGUCCGGCACCGACCUCCACUGGCUAGCCCUCCUCUUCAUGGUCAUGUCCCUCGGCGUCUUCUACUCGACCUUCAUGGCGCCCCACGAGCUCUCGGUCGACUCCCCGCAGCCGCCCAUGGACCGCUUCAAGCUCUUCCGCGCCGCGGCCGCCUGCUGCCUCGUCUGGGGCAGGUACACCCGCCCCACCAUCGCCACCAUCCCGCCCUUCAUCCUCUACGUCGAGGCCGAGUUCAUCAUCUCCCGCGCCGCCCAGAUGAACUGCUACGUCCUCUCCUCCGUCUGCCUCCGCCUCCUCCUCAAAAUGGGCCUCCACCGCGACCCGGACCGCCUCCUCGCCGCCGGCGGCACCCCCGUCUCCCCCUACGAGGGCGAGAUGCGCCGCCGCAUGUGGAACAUGGCCGUCCAGCUCGACCUCCUCGUCUCCUUCCACAUGGGCCUCCCCAGCAUGCUCAACGGCAUCGACGCCGACUGCAGCCUCCCGCGCAACCUCGUCGACGAGGACUUCGGGGAGGACACCGCCGUCCUCCCGCCAGCCCGCCCGGCGACCGACUACACGGAGAUGACGUACCCCAUCAACAAGUCCGCCAUGAUGCUCGUCUUUGGCCAAGUCGCGCGGCAGUCCCACCUGCUCUCCCCGCCGCCCUAUGCCGAGGUCAUGCGCCUCGACGACCUCCUCAACACCUCGUGGCGCGCCGUGCCGCAAUUCAUGAUGGUCAAACCCUUGCAGGAGUGCGUCACCACACCGCCCAUGCAAAUCAUCCAGCGCUUCGGCCUCGCCUCGCUCUACAACAAGAGCCGCUGCGUCCUCCACCGCCGGUUCCUCCUCGACCCUGCACCGCGGCGCGAGCACGACUACUCGCGCCGCCAGUGUCUCGAGGGCGCCGUCGUCCUCCUCGACUUCCAAAACACGAUAUGGCACGCCUGCCAGCCGGGCAACAUGCUCAGCCAGAACGGCUGGUUCGUCUCCUCGCUCGCCGUGCACGACUUCCUCCUGGCCGCCACCAUCAUAUACCUCGCCGUCGGCCAUGAACCGUUUUGGGGCGUGGACAAGACGACCGGCGCAACGUCUUCGCCUGGGUGGAUGGCGGAGAUGAACCCCCCGCCGACGAGGGCGUACCUCCUGCAUCUUCUGCAGAGGUCGUAUUCCGUCUGGAUCGCCAUCGCCGGCGGCGUGCCCGAGGUGAAGAAGACGGCGGGUAUCUUGGAAACGAUGCUGAACAAGCUUGGGUCGCCGCCGAAUUCUCCUCCAGAGGACGGGGGCGCAAAGGUAUCCUCGGCGUCGGGACUUCGCCAGAGUGACGGGUCGGAAACAGCGGCUCGUUCCGCCCAAGACAACCAACAGCUCCUCGACGGUCUUUCAAUCAACGACUCCGCAUCGUUCCCUACGACUACGACGAAUCGCUUCCAGCCCUUUGAGUUUGUCACAUCGGGUCUCGGGCCAAGUGAACCUGGGCUCGAUCGUGGGUGGGCGGCCGUUGGCAAUGAAGAAAUGGACUGGCGAUACUUUGACAACAUUAUGGCUCAGCCUCACAACGACCCAAUCGGUCUCGAGUCACUGGACGCGUCCCAGCCGUGGUUCGAACGGACACUGGGACCGGACGAGUUUGAUUUCUCUACGUCUUGUGCAUGGGAUCCAAGCUUGGGAUAG